AUGUUCCCUACCACAAGAGUUCAUGGCCGAGAUUCUAUCUCGACUGCCCUUAAAGACGGUAGCUCAAUCAAGAGCCGUUUGUCGGGCGUGGAACUUGUUUCACGGCGACCCGUCUCUCCUCGAUAUGCUCGAUUUCUGCAAAUUCUCUCUCAAUCGGACAUGGGUUUUUCUGCGUCAACCGAAUCCACACCUCCGUGUUCUUCAUCGAACUUUACGAUGAUGCCGCCGGCGAGGAAGAAGACAAUAAGGCCCCAAUUGUUCUCCUAUCCCGUCCAAAGAAUCUAUUUUCACAAUCCCUUGACAAAGACCUUCAAAUUGCUGCCAAAGAAUAGUCUGAUCAGUAAGGUGGAUUAUCGAGAUGAAUCAUACGAAUCCGUGUUUGGGUUUGGAUACAAUCCAUCCGCCCAGGACUAUACCGUGGUGAGUGUGGAUUAUGUGAAAAUUUCCAAACAGGAGGAGAAAACGAAUGCGUAUGUGUAUACUUUAAAGAGUAACACAUGGAAAAGGGCCAACAAUUUGCCGGUUCAUAGGUUUGGGACAAGAUUCCCGGGAGGGGUUUUGGCGGGUGGGAGGCUGCACAGGCACUGGUUGAGGGACGAUAAGUUGGGCAUUGUUUCGUUCGACUUGGCAGACAACUUUUUCGGGGAGGUCCUGAUGGAUUUGCCUACGAUAGUUAGAAACUCGAUCUAUAUGCUGUCUAGGCUGCACAUUGCAGUUUUAGGGGGAUGCCUGUCGCUUGUUGUGGAUGAAGGCUUCCAGAUUGUGAUUUGGGGUAUGAGAGUAUAUGGGGUGAAGGAGUCGUGGGAGAGUAUGUAUACUCUCGGAUGGUUGUUUUACGAGGAGUAUACUUUUGUCGAGGGCUCGAAUUCUAUUCGUGUGUUGGGUCUCAGGAAAAAUGGGGAUAUUCUUCUGGCAAUCGACUCUGUCGGAUUGGUUAGCUAUAAUCCCCGCCAUGGGGCGGUUGGGUUAGUGUUUAAAGGUGAUGGGUUUGAGGCUGCGGAAGAUUGUGUUCGUGUUAGUGAUCUUAUUACACCAAGCGCCUUGUGCUUUUGA
Molecule: messenger RNA, 1053 nt
Organism: Striga hermonthica
Lineage: Eukaryota; Viridiplantae; Streptophyta; Magnoliopsida; Lamiales; Orobanchaceae
Source: the annotation of a GenBank genome assembly